Pistacia vera is the source of this 2692-nucleotide messenger RNA. RefSeq names its product putative leucine-rich repeat receptor-like protein kinase At2g19210. NCBI's taxonomy places the organism in Eukaryota, Viridiplantae, Streptophyta, Magnoliopsida, Sapindales, Anacardiaceae. Gene Ontology annotation, molecular function: ATP binding; protein binding; protein kinase activity. The record is from RefSeq and is a predicted model, not a curated record. The transcript has 13 exons. The coding region runs from base 1 to 2616 and encodes 871 amino acids. Gene Ontology annotation, biological process: protein phosphorylation.
AUGGAGAUAUUAAAGAAGUUGAUCAUCUGUGCAUUCAUAUGUAUAGCUGCUCUCAGAGUCCUGGUUCAUGCCCAGAGUCAAUCAGGCUUUAUUAGCAUCGAUUGCGGGAUAUCAGAAAAUUCUGGCUAUACCGACAAGGUGACAGGCUUAAAUUACACUUCAGAUGCAACCUUCAUAGAGACUGGUGUUGGCAAUAAUAUCUUAUCUGAAUACAAGAGUACUACCCUUGAACAACAAUUCUUGAAUGUGAGAAGCUUCCCAGAGGGCAAAAAAAAUUGUUACACCUUGAAAACUGCUCCUGGCGAAAUUAAGUUUUUUAUUAGAGCAAGAUUCAUGUAUGGAAAUUAUGAUGGCAAAGGUAAAGUACCAAGUUUUAAUCUCAUUCUUGGAGCUGAUGUGUGGGAUUCGGUGGAAUUGGAAGAUGCAUCUCCCAUUGUUACCAAGGAGAUCAUCCAUAUUCCCAAGAGAAACUACGUAUGUAUUUGUCUUGAAAACACAGGCUCUGGAACACCUUUCAUUUCAGUGUUGGAAUUAAGGCCCCUGAGUAAUUCCACUUAUCAAACUCAAUCAGGAUCACUACUGCUCUAUAGGAGGUGGGAUGUUGGUUCAACUACCAAUCAAACUUUCAGGUAUAAAGAUGACAUUUAUGACCGCAUUUGGACGCCCUACAACAGCCAGAACUGGACACCAAUAAGUAGCCCAUUCACUGUUCACACUCGGAACAUUUUUCAACCACCGUCUGAGGUCAUGCAGACUGCAAUUAUUCCAGAAAACGGUAGCGAUUCCUUGCAGUUCAGUUGGGAGCCUAGUGAUCCAGAUUACCAAUAUUAUCUCUACUUAUAUAUAGCUGAAGUCCAAAACCUCCCGGAAAACCAGAUUAGAGAAAUGAACAUCUUUACAAAUGGAAUGAAUUUCAUUGACGCAAUCUCCUGUGAAUACUUAUACACAAACACUCUAUAUUCCGCAAUACCCUUAUUAAGUGAAGAAAAAAAUGUGAUAACUAUCAACAAAACUAUGAAUUCAACACUACUGCCCAUCCUCAACGCCCUGGAAAUAUAUCGUGCCCAAGAAUUCCCGCAAUUGCUGACUGACCAGCAAGAUGUUGAUGCAAUCAUGAAUAUCAAGUCAAAAUAUGGAGUGAAAAGAUCAAAUUGGCAAGGAGAUCCAUGCGCCCCGCAGAAGUACUUGUGGCAAGGCCUUAAUUGCAGCUACGAUGAUCGUAACCUCCCCAGGAUCAUAUCCCUGAAUUUAUCAUCGAGUGGAAUAGACGGCAAGAUAUCCCCUGACAUAUCCAAGCUCACAUCAAUACAAAUUCUGGACUUAUCAAACAACAAUUUCACUGGCCCAGUGCCUGAUUUUCUAUUACAGCUACCAUACUUGAAAGAGCUAAUCUUGACUGGAAACAAACUCGAAGGUUCAAUUCCAGCUGGACUCUGGGAAAAACAGAAGGAUAAUUUGCUAUCACUAAGUGUGCACGAAAAUCCAGAUCUUUGUCCUAAAGCUUCUUGUGCAAAAAAGAACAAGCUUAUUAUUCCGUUACUAGAAGCAGCUGUUUCGUUAUGCAUCCUCUUAACUGUAAUUGCUACUUUAUGGGGCUUCAAAAGGAGAAAACAAGGUAAAACAGAUUUGAAUAAUAACAGGUCACUGGAGCUGAAAAAUCGAAGGUUCUCUUACUCUGAUGUUGUGAAGAUUACCAACAACUUUGAGACGGUUAUCGGGAAAGGAGGAUUCGGAACAGUUUACCUUGGAUAUGUGGAUGACAAUCAAGUAGCUGUGAAGAUGCUCUCUCCAUCUUCAGCUCAAGGAUAUAAGCAGUUUCAAGCUGAGGUCGAACUUCUUAUGAGAGUACAUCACAAAAACCUGACAACACUUGUUGGUUAUUGCGAUGAGGGCAUAAACAUGGGGCUAAUCUAUGAGUUUAUGGCUAAUGGGAACUUAGAAAAACAUCUCUUAGGAGAUAAUGAGGAUAUCCUGAGUUGGGAAGGGAGACUUAAAAUAGCAGUAGAGGCAGCACAAGGAUUAGAGUAUCUCCACAAUGGCUGUAAACCACCCAUAUUCCACAGAGAUGUGAAAUCGACAAACAUCUUAUUGAAUGAAAAUUUUCAGGCCAAAUUAGCUGAUUUUGGUGUUUCCCGAGUUUUUUUAGCUGAAGGUGGAACUCAUGUGUCCACGACUAUCGUUGGCACCCCUGGAUACCUUGACCCUGAGUACUAUAUAUCAAACAGGUUGACUGAAAAAAGUGAUGUGUAUAGCUUUGGGGUGGUUCUGUUAGAGAUAAUUACAAGCAAAUCCGUGGUAGAAAACAAUAGUGACAGGACUCAUAUAAGUCAGUGGGUGAGUUUCAUGCUUGCCAAGGCAGAUAUUAAAAAUGUUAUUGAUCCAAGAUUGCAGGGAGACUUCAACUUAAACUCUGUGCAGAAAGCUGUAGAAAUAGCAAUGGCUUGUAUUUCUCCAUCUUCAGCCAACAGGCCAACCAUGAAUCAAAUUGUGAAUCAAUUGAACUACUGUUUAGCAAUUGAGAUGGCUCGUAAGAAGGUACGCAAUGAGAUUGAAUUGAAAGAGUCUAUUGAAAUGAUCAGUUCUGAUCUUCAUGAAUUAUCUUCCACAGGAAGAUAAUGUACUAUUAUUACAUGUAUGUUGGCUACUUUUAAUGUGAGAAUAAAAUGGAAUGCAGCUAUGAAUUCUCACCAAC